AUGUCCGCCUCACCUGAGCACCACGCUGGCUCGGCUGCUGCCUCUCCCGAGCCCGAGAAAGUGCCAACAACUGCCGGCGAUAACGAUGAUGCGCUUGAGACCCAUGACAAUGAUGACGAAGGAGGAAUCUCGGACGAUGAAUCCAUCUUGUCGGAGGUUGACGAGGCGCAGUUUGAGGACUUCAACCCUGAAACCGUUGAUGUUGACGAUCGCCCUCAGCUCGCUAUCGACGAGGAAAACCUGAAGCUCAUCGGCCGUCAUAAGCGCAAGCGCAGCGAGGAGGGCGAGGCUCGUUCCUCGCGCCGCAAGGAAGGCCGUCGUGAGAAGAAGAGCCGCCGUGCCCAGGAUGAUGGAGGUGAUGAGGGGUCGUCCCGUCGCAAGGAACGGAAGAAGAAAGAUGCUUCUCCUCCUACCGAUGAGGAAACUUUGGAUCCCGAGACUCGACGCCGCCGGGCCCUCGACCGUGCUAUGGACGAGGCCAUUCGAAAGCCCACCAAGAGACGUUCUCGUAAGCAGGAUGGAAUUGACCUCGAAGCCAUGGCCGAUGCCGAAAUCGAAGAUAUGCGGAAGCGCAUGACCCAUGCCGCACAAAUGGACGCCAUCAACCGCCAAGAGGGCAAGCCUGCCAUGCACAAGCUCAAGCUUCUUCCCGAAGUCAUCAUGCUUCUCAAUCGCAAUCAGUACAUCAACAGUCUAGUCGACCCCGAGAUCAACCUUCUUGAGGCCGUCCGCUUCUUCCUCGAGCCCCUAGACGACGGAUCCAUGCCCGCGUACAAUAUUCAGCGAGAUCUGUUGACCGCUCUUACCAAACUUCCGAUCCAGAAGGAUGCCCUGAUUGCGAGCGGCAUUGGUAAGGUCAUGGUUUUCUACACCAAGAGCAGACGCACCGAGCGACGUAUCAAGAAUAUGGCGGAGAAACUGCUGGCGGAGUGGACGCGACCAAUCCUCCAGCGCAACGACGACUACUCCAAGCGCGUCUACCAGCAGGUGGACUUUGAUCCCACUAAGGUGGUCAAGCGCACCCAGCUUCCCACCGAGGUUGUGGCCGCCGAGGCUCGUGCUCGUGCGAAGCUUCCUCCUCGUCUUGCCAAUCGCGCCCGCGUGGACCGCACCAAUGUGACCUACACCAUUGUGCCCCGACAGAUCGCUGUACAAGAGAGCAAGUUUGCGCGACCGUUGGGAAGUAGUGGUGAGGAUCGGUUCCGCAAAAUGCAAGCCCGCCACAGCGCGGCGCAAAAGGCGUCUCGUCGGUAA
Molecule: messenger RNA, 1254 nt
Organism: Penicillium oxalicum
Lineage: Eukaryota; Fungi; Ascomycota; Eurotiomycetes; Eurotiales; Aspergillaceae
Product: transcription factor SPN1
Exons: 4
Coding region: 1-1254 (417 amino acids)
Biological process (GO): poly(A)+ mRNA export from nucleus
Cellular component (GO): nucleus
Source: RefSeq, a predicted model, not a curated record